CUAACCAGAGGGUUUAUUCUGUACGCUUUGUUAAGCUGGAUCACUCAAGAACCAGGAUGAAGGCUCUAGAAACCAUUUCAGUCUUCAAGAUCCUCUUUCUGCUAGUUCUGGUCACCUCAAGUUACGGAAUACAGAGAGCGCCUCGUAUCAUCACCUUAUUAGAGACGGUGGACAUACUACUCGAUCACAAUGCGACCUUCAUCUGUGAAGUGGAGUCCCGUCCCCCCGCUGACAUCACUUGGACCAAGAAUAAUCACCCAAUAAUGUACUAUGACCCUCGGUACAUAACCAGGGAGAAGGGACAGAUGCUGACCAUCCCUCAUGUGAGAGAGUCGGACAAUGGAGAGUACUGCUGCCUUGCAAGUAACGGCAUUGGAGAGGCAGCCAAGAGCUGUGGAGCUCUGCAGUUAAAGAUGAAGCCACAGAUCAAACGCCAUCCAACCAAUGUGACCCUUUUGGUAGAAUCCAAAGCAGUGUUGCCUUGUGUUACGCUCGGCAACCCCAAACCGGAUGUUACCUGGCUCAAAGACGAUGAACUUAUCAGGAUCAGCGACCGUGUAACCAUUCUUGACUAUGGUGCACUGAAGAUCCACAACAUACAGAAGGAGGAUGCAGGACAGUAUCGCUGCGUGGCCAGGAAUAGCUUUGGUUUGGCCUUUUCGAAGCCUGUCACCAUAGAGGUACAGGCUCCAGCACGAAUCUUGCGAGUUCCUAAGGAGAAGAGAGUAGCGUAUGGCAGCCAGAUUUCCCUGGAGUGUAACGCCACAGGAAAUCCGAUCCCCACCAUCACCUGGCUGGAAAAUGGGAAUACUAUCACAGGCGCAUCAGUCGAAGAGACUUUGACAGGAGAGGUGAUCCUGUCCGUUCUUAAAGUGACGGUGAAUAAGCCAGCUCUGUAUACAUGUCUGGCCUCCAACAAGCACAGCGCUGGAGCCAAUACUGUCAAGGCAACAGCUAAAGUCACUGUCGCAGAGUGGAGACUCUACAAGGGCAUCGCUGGCUACUGCAGUGCGUAUCGUGGAGACGUGUGCCGCACCAUCCUGCGAGAUGACUUGCUGGUUUUCUUUAACUCGUCCCUAUCGGAUCCCGAGGACAUGCAGGAAUACCUGGUUCAGAGCUGGUGGACAGAGCUGGAAGGACUCAGUAUGCAGUGCAGUCCUGCGGUGCGCUCACUGCUCUGCCACUCCUCCUUCCCUGACUGCAACCCAUCAGGGUUAGGACCGGCACCUAAACCUGUCUGCAGAGAACACUGCCUGGCAGUGAAAGAGUUGUACUGCCAUAAGGAGUGGUUGGUAUUAGAAGGCAGCAGUUCAGUCCAGCCUGGUGUCUUCAGCUCUGUCACUGGGUCCAACACUCACAGUUCACUGCUGCCCAACUGUCAGGCCUUACCGAGCCUUCGCACAGACCCCGAUGCUUGUACCCAUGUCCCUUUUGUAGACAUCAAGAGGGAUCAAAUUACAACAACAUGUUACAAUGACAGAGGCCGUUUCUACCAAGGCAGCGCAAAUGUGACAAGGUCUGGGAUACCAUGUCAGCGGUGGAGACAACAGGUUCCCCAUCAGCACCGACUGUCAGUGGAUGUGAUUCCAGAGUUAAGGAACUCAGAAAACUACUGUAGGAACCCGGGAGGAAUCAGCGACAAGCCCUGGUGUUACACCUCAAAUCCCAACAUACGAUGGGAGUACUGCGCUGUGCCACACUGUCAGGAGAGCGUAGCAUCAGUGAUAAAUACAGAGAUACCAGGGCCUCGUCAAACUUCACGUCUCCCUCCAGCGACCACAAUAUCAUCUCCAGCUUACUCCAUGUCCGUCAUUGUCAUCAUCCUGACUGCACUUGCAGCCACAGUCUUCCUUACCAUCAGCAUCCUCGCCUGCCGUAGACGGAGGAAGCAGUGGAGAAAUCGGAAGAGAGCAAUGGAGACACCAACACUGAGUGCUCUUCCAUCAGAGCUCCUGCUGGACCGACUCCACCCAAACCCCAUGUACCAGCGGGUUCCCCUGCUGCUGAACUCAAAGCUGCUGGCCCUCGAGUAUCCCCGAAAUAACAUCCAAUAUGUUAGAGAUAUUGGAGAAGGAGCCUUUGGACGAGUUUUCCAAGCCAGAGCACCUGGCCUGCUGCCAAUGGAGUCUUUCACAAUGGUGGCUGUGAAGAUGCUGAAGGAGGAGGCCUCUGCUGACAUGCAGAAUGACUUCCAGAGAGAGGCAGCGCUAAUGGCUCAGUUUGACCAUCCAAACAUUGUGCGACUCUUAGGUGUGUGUGCGGUGGGUAAACCCAUGUGUCUGAUGUUUGAGUACAUGGCCCAUGGCGACCUCAAUGAGUUCCUGCGUCGCCGAUCUCCAAACCAAUCAGUGCGCACCCUCAGCCGUGCCAGCUUGUCUGGUCGCAGUUUUUCCUCCGAGCUGGAGGCGGGACUUCUCUCCUGUGCUGAGCAGCUGUCAAUCUCCAAGCAGAUCGCUGCAGGGAUGGCCUACUUGUCAGAGCGCAAGUUCGUCCACCGUGAUCUCGCAACCCGGAAUUGCUUGGUUGGGGAGGAAAUGGUAGUGAAGAUCGCAGAUUUUGGCCUCUCCAGAAACAUCUACUCAGCCGAUUACUACAAAGCCAACGAGAACGAUGCCAUUCCCAUUCGUUGGAUGCCCCCAGAGUCUAUUUUCUACAACCGCUACACCACUGAAUCGGACGUGUGGGCAUAUGGUGUGGUGUUAUGGGAGAUUUUCUCCAACGGGAUGCAGCCGUACUACGGUAUGGGUCACGAGGAGGUGAUUUACUAUGUGAGGGACGGUCACAUCCUCUCCUGCCCUGAGAACUGUCCGCUGGAGCUAUAUAAUCUGAUGAGGCUUUGUUGGAGCACACCUCCAUCAGACAGGCCCAGCUUCAGUAGUAUACAUCGGAUACUGGAGCGAAUGCAUCAGAGCGCACUGAGCAGUAAUGCUGACACUGAGGUCGACUGCUAACCUGGGAACUUUUGGUUUGUCCCAACACCCAUUACUUUAUGCCAUAUUUUAGUAAUGUGCACAUUGCUUACUUCUUCAGUUCAGGAAUUUUGUUUAAAGGGACAGUUUGCCCCAAAAUAAAGAAGAAAAGAAAGUUCUUUCAACCAAACUACACCCAUCAACAGGGUGUAAUUCAGUAGAAAGAAAGUGGUCCCCACAUGAAACUGCUGUGUGUGCAGGUUGUGAGAAAGAGAGAGAGAGAAAAGUGAUAUUGCUGUUAAGUUUCUCAGUUUGUAUGACAUCCUACAGAAAUGCACAAACAAAAGUUUGCAUUACAGCCUGUAAAUUAGCACCCCAUAAAUGGCAUUUCAUUCUUUAGGUAAAGCUACAUAAUUAACCUGACUUAAUGGAGGUUAGAUUUAGGCAAGUCAAUUUAAGAAACGAAACAUGGCGAAGACAUACGUUAAAACAACUCAAAGUUCACACAGUUCUUAACACUGAUCUUCUGGAGAAAGUCCCAAUGGAAAGUCCUGUGUUUUGUGACCCAUCCACCACCCCAACAUGCUCCCUAGCUGGACUGCUCAGGAUGCUCCUUUCUUUACGUCCUUUAGCACAUUGGUCACAUGAUUUCAGCCGAGGAUACAUAGGUUAUGUACGGAUUACUGGCUCAUCAUUAUGUGGGACAUGUACACAUUUUGAUGAAUUACUCUUAAUUUUGUGCUUUGAGCACCGCAAGUGGCUUGCUAUCUAGUUCCAUUUGAGAGAAGACAGAUUUCUAUGGCUGAUAUCACCAACACUCACCAACACACCAAAACAACCUAGACUGAUAAAUAGCACCAGAGUUUAGAGAGAACAUAUGUA
Molecule: messenger RNA, 3791 nt
Organism: Plectropomus leopardus (leopard coralgrouper)
Lineage: Eukaryota; Metazoa; Chordata; Actinopteri; Perciformes; Serranidae
Gene: musk
Product: muscle, skeletal, receptor tyrosine kinase
Biological process (GO): cell surface receptor protein tyrosine kinase signaling pathway; protein phosphorylation; multicellular organism development
Cellular component (GO): plasma membrane; signaling receptor complex
Molecular function (GO): Wnt-protein binding; ATP binding; transmembrane receptor protein tyrosine kinase activity
Source: RefSeq, a predicted model, not a curated record